GGCUCGCAGGCCUCGGCCGCGGCCGCCACGGCGGAGCUGCUGAAGCGGCAGGAGGAGCUGAACCGGAAAGCGGAGGAGCUGGACCGGCGGGAGCGGGAGCUGCAGAACGCGGCCCUCGGCGGGGCACAGACGAGGCUCAACAACUGGCCCCCGCUGCCGUCCUUCUGCCCGGUGAAGCCCUGCUUCUACCAGGACAUCCCCGUGGAGAUCCCGGCUGACUUCCAGAAGACCGUUACCACCAUGUACUACCUCUGGAUGGCCAGCACCAUUACCCUCUUCCUGAACUUCGUGGCCUCGCUGGCGUGGUUCUGCGUGGAUCCCUCGGCCGGGUCCGGGUUUGGCCUCUCCAUCCUCUGGGCUCUGCUCUACACGCCCUGUUCCUUUGUCUGCUGGUACCGGCCCAUGUACAAAGCUUUCAGGAGCGACAGUUCCUUCAACUUCUUUGUCUUCUUCUUCGUGUUCUUUGCCCAGAAUGUGAUGUACGUGCUGCAGGCCAUCGGCAUCCCAAACUGGGGAUUCAGUGGCUGGAUCCUGAGCCUGAUAGCGCUGCGGACGAACACGGCCGUGGCCGUGAUAAUGAUCCUGGUGGCCUUGUCCUUCACGGCGGUGGCUGUGCUGGGCAUCAUUAUGCUGAAAAAGAUCCACUCCCUGUACCGCCGGACGGGUGCCAGCUUCCAGAAGGCACAGGAGGAGUUCGCGGCCGGGGUGUUCUCCAACCAGGCCGUGCGCACGGCCGCGGCCAACGCCGCCGCCGGUGCCGCCACCAGCGCCUUCCGCGCGCCGUAGCCGGGCGGGCGCCGGCCCUGCCUCCCCGGCGCACGCGGGGGGCUCUUCCCGGGGAAGAGGAGAACCCGAGCUGCACUUUCACUGGAUCCCCCGCGCCUGCAUCGGCUGUCAGAGGCUGCCUCAUCCCGGCUUGGAAGUGCUGGUGCCUGAAUCGUCUGCUGCUCGAGACCCCUUUUCUUCCCCCCACUCACGGACAGAGGCUGUUCCUGGUUUGUGCUGGUCCCCCUCAGCGGAG
Messenger RNA from Empidonax traillii (willow flycatcher), 1021 nucleotides. It is a transcript of the gene SCAMP3, whose product is annotated as secretory carrier membrane protein 3. The annotation marks the transcript as partial. Gene Ontology annotation, cellular component: trans-Golgi network membrane; recycling endosome membrane. Gene Ontology annotation, biological process: protein transport. The record is from RefSeq and is a predicted model, not a curated record. Lineage: Eukaryota; Metazoa; Chordata; Aves; Passeriformes; Tyrannidae. The transcript has 8 exons.